AUUCAGUCUUCUAACUCUAAUUCUUUUUUUUUUAGUUCGAUCACUUCAGUCCUCGCAAUAUCGGUUACGAAAAAUCAAAGUGCAAAAAUUUCCACUCUUUUCUCGCUCGAAAGGCCGACGCCAAAUGGGGAAACAGAGGGGCAAUAGCAACGGGAGUAUUAGCAACGAUCAGCAACUAGGGCUCACCAAGGCUCCUUCAUCGGCUUCCAUCAAUGGCGGGGUGACGAAGGUGAAGAGGACGAGGAGGACCGUGCCACGAGAUUCCCCGCCUCAGCGUAGCUCCAUCUAUCGCGGCGUCACCAGGCAUCGAUGGACUGGUCGGUAUGAAGCUCAUUUGUGGGACAAGAACUGCUGGAACGAGACACAGAACAAGAAAGGGCGACAAGUCUACUUAGGUGCUUAUGAUGAUGAAGAAGCUGCUGCUCAUGCCUAUGACUUGGCUGCACUCAAGUAUUGGGGUCCAGAAACGAUCCUUAACUUUCCGUUGGCUACGUAUGAGAAGGAGAUCAAGGACAUGGAGGGGCAGUCGAGAGAAGAGUAUAUUGGAUCGCUCAGAAGAAAAAGCAGCGGAUUCUCUCGUGGGGUUUCGAAGUACAGAGGGGUUGCAAGGCAUCACCAUAAUGGAAGGUGGGAAGCCAGGAUCGGCAGAGUGUUUGGCAACAAGUACCUCUACCUUGGGACCUAUGCUACUCAAGAAGAAGCUGCAACGGCAUACGAUAUGGCGGCAAUAGAGUAUAGAGGCCUCAAUGCCGUCACUAAUUUUGACCUUAGCCGUUACAUCAAAUGGCUAAAACCUAAACAAAACGGGACCGAAGGUACCGACCUCAACCAUCCUAACCCUAACCCUAGGAUGCCAACCUCACCCACCAACCCUAGCCACGAGCUCGGGCUCAACUUCUUCCAGACCACUCAACCACCGCAACCGAACUACCAACCCACACGGGCCAGUAUCGAACCAACCGCUGCUAAUGCAGCUACCACUCUGGUCCAACCUAGUAGACCGACCAACACCACGUCCGCGCUGGGGCUCCUACUCCAAUCCUCCAAGUUCAAGGAAAUGAUGGAGAUGACAUCAGCAACAGACGAUCAUCAGAAUCACUACUCCUCGACGGUUCCCACGAUGAGCCUCGAGCUCGAGGCUCCACAAUGCAGCUUCCCGGAGGACAUCCAGACUUACUUCGGGUCCCAGAACUCGAGCAGUUAUGGCGAAGAAGGCAGCCAUGACAUGAUCUUCGGUGACAUCAACUCGUUCGUCCCACCGAUGUUCCAUUGCGAUUUCAGUGCAUAAAAUAUCGUUUGACGAACGGUUGAUGAUAAGCCCGAGACAAUGUCCUGUUUUAUCAGAUGUCCCACAAGGGGCAGUCUGACAAUGCCAGAAUGAUGACAUUUGGAAUGAAUCAAAUUCAAUCCACAUUAAUUUCAAGUAGGUCCUCAAAAAUUAUUUUUACUUACUAAUUAAUUACAAUUUAAAUUGUUAAUUAGGGUUUCUUUUGUGAAUACGAGAUCGUUUAUAGACGAUCUCUGGCCCUCCUCGUCUGUGAAGGGUGAAGAGUUAGAAGAUUAUCACACAUUUAUCCAAACUAUAGGCUAUGAUUAACCAAAACUACGGAAACUAUAGAACAUUUAUAUUCGUCGAGAUUAUUUAGUUAAUUUAUUUGUGGAUCAAAAGUCAAAACAAUAUGAUGGAGAAAAAGGAAAAUCCAUUUACAGGGUUCACUCUCUCUUUUAUUAAUUCCUUGUAUGCUUUUUUGAUAGAAUAAUAUAUAAGAUGUAAUUUCUGCUUUUGCUUCGGAAAAUCAAUGAAAGUGGGGUGAUUUCUCUCCAACCUAUCCUCUUUUCAUUUUGCAGUAUGUUUUGUAGCUUGUUAGCCAUCAAAAGGGGGGAAAUACGAGAAAGAUAAGGGUCAAUAUGAAGAAGUUUGGAUGUGAAUUUCACAGAAAAGAGAUAUAUACUGAACAUAAGUAAAACGGGAUAAAUCUAGAAAUGAGUCAAUUUGAUCAAUUGUCUCGUUUUAUAAACGAGAUAAUUGAAAUUGACUCAAAAUGGAUCAAUUCAAAAUACCUCAGGGAGAUUGAUCCAUCCAAAUUUUUUGCUGGCAAACGAGGCAAUUUGGUACAAUUGUCUCAAAACGAAACAAUUGUGUCAAAUUGAUCCGUUACAAUUCCUCAUCCAAACGAUCCAGAGAAAAGGUUGAGGAAAUGCCCUUCUUUACCAUUAGUAAUAUGUCGAUACUGAUAUGAAUCCACUAAGUAACGUAUGGUAGGAUCCUUGAACUUAACCUUUGGACCUGGUAAUUAAGCAUGAUAGAUAUACUGGAUCUAGGCUCAUUCUCAACAGAUCAAUCUAUUAUUUGAAAUUGCAUUCAAAAUUGAUAACUCAAAGAUGAAUCAAAAUAUUGUUAAUUUGGUUGCCAACACAAUUCCAAUAACACAUAGCUACCUUGUGAAAUUUGAUGCCAUGAGCCGUCCGGUCUCGUAUAUUUCUUCAUGUCUAAGAAGAAAACCAAAAACAGCACAGGGAAUUUGUUGUAGUAUCACAAGGAAUUAAAACUCUUGUACUCUACAUAAAAAAAUCAAUAAUGGUAUAAAAUUAAGUUGCAAGGUGGGGGUUAAAGUUUGAUUAACUAAUCUUUUGUUUCUAAUUAACUAGUAACACAGAUUAUGGAGAGUGCAAUCGAGAUUGCUCGAUCUGAAUUCUCGUAGUUAAUUACCUGGCAAACUUAUAAAAACAGUAAUUCGAACCUAUGAUCGAUGGUAAUUACUAAGAAUUUUUUCUAUGAAUUAUGAACGGUGACUCGGUGAGAAUUGAACUCGAGAAUACAGAUAGUACGAAUCA
Linum trigynum is the source of this 2835-nucleotide messenger RNA. Lineage: Eukaryota; Viridiplantae; Streptophyta; Magnoliopsida; Malpighiales; Linaceae. The record is from the annotation of a GenBank genome assembly.